Messenger RNA from Pezoporus occidentalis (night parrot), 2776 nucleotides. It is a transcript of the gene LAPTM4B, whose product is annotated as lysosomal protein transmembrane 4 beta. The record is from RefSeq and is a predicted model, not a curated record. NCBI's taxonomy places the organism in Eukaryota, Metazoa, Chordata, Aves, Psittaciformes, Psittacidae. Gene Ontology annotation, cellular component: lysosomal membrane. The transcript has 7 exons. The coding region runs from base 96 to 770 and encodes 224 amino acids.
AGCCCGGCCUGGCUCCGGCCCUGCGCCGGUCCCGCCUCCGCGGAGCCGCGCGGUGUGGGGCGCGUAGCGGCGCAGAGUCCCGACUUGCCGCGGAGAUGCAGAGCUCGGCCUGGACGCGCUUCUACUCCAACAGCUGCUGUCUCUGCUGCCAUGUCCGCACCGGCACCAUCAUCCUCGGAGUAUGGUACCUGAUUAUCAAUUCAGUGGUAUUGCUGAUUCUGCUGAGUGCCCUGACUGAUCCUGACCAGUACCAUCUAACCAGUGCUGAAUUAGGGGGUGAAUUUGAAUUUAUGGAUGAUGCCAAUAUGUGCAUUGCCACAGCAAUUUCUCUUCUUAUGAUUAUGAUCUGUGCAAUGGCUACAUAUGGCGCAUAUAAGCAACACGCAGCUUGGAUCAUCCCUUUCUUCUGUUACCAGAUCUUCGACUUUGCUCUCAACACGUUGGUUGCCAUCAGUGUACUCGUCUAUCCCAGCACAAUUCAGGACUACCUCCGCCAGCUGCCCACCAAUUUUCCCUACAAGGAAGAGAUUAUGUCUGUGAACCCUACGUGUCUGGUUGUGAUUAUCCUCCUGUUCAUAAGUAUCAUUUUGGCUUUUAAGGGUUACUUGAUAAGCUGCGUGUGGAACUGUUAUCGAUACAUUAAUGGCAGAAACAACUCAGAUGUGCUGGUGUACAUUACCACCAAUGACACUGCGGUCCUGUUGCCACCUUAUGAUGAUCCUGUGAAUGGAGCUGCUAAAGAUCCACCACCACCUUAUGUGUCAGCAUAAGUGACAGAGUGCUGUGUACCUAGGGAGGAUAGCUUUACUUUUCAGACAUUGGAGCAAUAGUUUGACAAUUCCACUUCCAGGAUACAGCCUCUAUGGGUUAUACAUUGCUGGUUCGCUGACAUAUUGAAAACUAAACUGUAUCAUUAAAAUUCUGUAGAUAGUUUUAAUAAUUUGCUGCAGUAGUGUUUCAGAAACUAGUGAACUACUUUCAGAACAAUUCUUGGUAGUGCUACGGUUAGAGUAGUCACUGAAUAGCUUUUUCCACCAUGUCUGACACUCAGUGAUUGAUCGAGAACAUAGAACUUUGCAUUCCCAAUCACGUUGAGAGUGUAACUUACUUUUUUUUUUUCAUUUGUGAACCUUCCAAAGCAUUACAAAUGUGUUUCUCAGAUGCCCACUUUCACCUUCAGAAUACAGACCAAGUCCAAAACAGUGACAUUCCACUUCGUUCCUGUUCUGCAGGGAUUUAUUAAGUUGUUACGCUAUAAAGGAUGAUGAUUGCAAGAAGAAGAAUGAUUCUUAUGCACUAUCCAUACACUUAUCAACCUGGCUAAUGGGAAACAAAUUUAAUUGGGAAGAAUAAGUAUGGGAAAUAAGAGUAGACAAAGCACUCUGGUGUGUAACAAGCCAGAACUUGUGGUCUACAUGGACUCACCUUGUCCCAGCCUACAACCGUUUUAACACUUAAAAAAAAAAAAAAUAGUUCUUACCAACUUUUUGUAAUUUUCUUUUCCUGCCUGUACACCUUUUUCCUUCCCAUGAACCUCACAAAUAGUAUUUUGAGGUCACAAAAUCCCUACUUUUAAAGUCCCAUGGUUAGGUGACAAAGCUGCAACUUUCACACUCAAUAUGCAAAUGUUUUUCCAUUGGAAUGUGCCUGUAAAUAUCACAAUGUUCUGCUGAGUGUGAACUAAAUUAUGCAGAUUCUAAGAUAUAUGUUCCCAACCUAUGGGAAAUUUAUGCAUGUAACUUCCUCAAGUAUCAACAGAAAUGUUUUGCAUGUUUCUCAUAUACAUCAGCGUGGAGAUUUUAGAUUCCUUUUAUGACUGAACUGGUUGUGCUGGGAAUCUUUCCCAUGGGACUCAUCCAUCCAUGAAUGCUUGCUUGAGGUAUUUAUUUAUUCCCCGGAGAAGUGCCUCCUGCACAUGUAACUUUUUGUUGCUGAUGAAGGUUCUACUUUUAAUUGAAAAGGAACAAGGAAGGGAAUAUAAUGUGUGUCUCUACCUCUCUUGGUUUCCCUCUGUGUUGUCUCCUCUGCUUUUGGGGUGAUUGAACAGGUUGAAGCUAGACUGAUGCCACUGCACACCACCCCAGAUAAAGGGUAGUGCAGAGCUGAGCCGCAGUGCAGAGCUGAGCCACAGUGCAGAGGGGCACCAGAAGAAACCUUGCUGCUGUGUCUCCUGUGGCUGGGCUGGCAUGUGAGUUCACACCCUCCCUAAGGAGGACACGCGUUCUCGCCCUCAGUGCACUGACUCCAUUGUGCAGAAUGAACAAGAGUGCAACUUUUCCUGGCUUUUCCUGGAAAAAGAGCUUUCCAGGGGAACACAGGAACAACUCUACAUGGAGAUUGCAACUGUGACCUGUCCUUGCAGAGGCCAGGGAAGGAAGGGCCAGACUCUGCCUGCCUCUUCCACACCCCUGGGAAAGGCAGAUCCCCAUCUGCUUGUUGGAAUUUUACUUUGGGGUUCAUCUACUUUGAGAACAAACUAAGCAAUGCUUUUGACUGAACCAAUCCUGAAGUCCAUCCAUUGAUCUCUGUCACAGUCCUAUUGCUUCCUUCAAAAUAACUCCAUGUAUUAUUAUCUCAUUACAGUUAUCUUCAGGAAUGAAUCUGAAUUUGGGGGUUGGGCUGGCUGGCUGGGCUUCUGAGCUUCAUUUUCUUUCAUUCUUGACAGAUUUGUGAAGGAUUUUAAACAGUCAUCUGCUUGAGAAAAGCCAGUUGUAAAUACAUUGCAUCUGUGUACACAAUACACUCUCUACAAUAAAAGGGUGUUUCCUCAAAACUA